Messenger RNA from Pseudopipra pipra, 4785 nucleotides. It is a transcript of the gene NLRC3, whose product is annotated as NLR family CARD domain containing 3. Gene Ontology annotation, biological process: regulation of apoptotic process; intracellular signal transduction; negative regulation of canonical NF-kappaB signal transduction. The transcript is spliced from 17 exons. The record is from RefSeq and is a predicted model, not a curated record. Gene Ontology annotation, molecular function: protein binding. NCBI's taxonomy places the organism in Eukaryota, Metazoa, Chordata, Aves, Passeriformes, Pipridae. Gene Ontology annotation, cellular component: cytosol. Bases 1 to 3327 code for a protein of 1108 amino acids.
AUGCCCGGGGCUUGCCAAGACCCAGCUGUGCCACUCUCCUCUCCUGCAGAGGUUUGGAUCCACCGGUACCACAAGCAGCUGGUGAGGUCCAUCUCGCCGCAGUUCCUGGAGGAGAUCAUCUGCCACCUGGGGAGGCUGGAGCUCCUGACAGCAGAGGAGGCCAGCCAGGCACGGCAGGAGAGCUCCCUGCCCGAGCAGGUGAGGGCCGUGGUGGAUGUCCUGGCCAGCAAGGGCAGCCACGCCUGCCAGACCCUGCAGACCUUCAUCAGGACCACCAACUCCCAGCUCUACCUCCACAUCACUGUCUAUGAGCCCAUGGUGCAGAAGCACCUGGAGAGCCUCCAAAGCUACUGUGGGAAUGGCUUGGAGACAGGUGCCCUGCAGCGACUCACCAACCUGCUGCUGGUGGAAGGAUUGACUGAUAUCCAGCAGCAGGAGCACGACAUCCUGCAGAUUGAAACCACCAAAGGCCUACCAAACACAUCCAAGAGCAUCCCUCUGGAGAAGCUCUUCCUGCCUCUCUCCAAGGUCAGCAUCCCACCACGGAUCUCUGUCACCAUUGGAGUGGCUGGGAUUGGCAAAAGCACACUGGUGAAGCUGUUUGUCUGCACCUGGGCAAAGGGGGAGAUCAACAGGGACAUCAUGUUUGUGCUGCCCCUCACCUUCCGGGAGCUCAACGCCCACGAGAAGCUCUCUGCCGAGAGGCUCAUCUGCUCGGCCUUCCCUCACAUCACAGAGCCCAGCUGCAUCCUGGCAGGAGCUGCCAGGACCCUGCUCAUCCUCGAUGGCUUGGACGAGUUCAAGACUCCUCUGGACUUUUCCAACGCAGUGGUAUGCACUGAUCCCAGAAAGGAGAUCCCAGUGGACAACCUGGUCACCAACAUCAUACGGGGCAACCUGCUGCAGGAGGCUUCUGUCUGGGUCACGUCGCGGCCGACGGCAGCCAGGCAAAUCCCUGCAGGGCUGGUGGACAGGAUGACGGAAAUACGAGGGUUUGGGGCCGCAGAGAUAAAGGACUUCUUGGACCAGAUGUUCCUUGACGACAGAGACCUGUCCAGCCAAGUCCUGCAGCACAUCAGAGCUAACAGGUCGUUACACGUCCUGUGCACUGUUCCUGGCUUUUGCUGGAUUUCUGGCUCCUCAGUUGCCUAUUACCUAAAAACCAGUGUGGGUCAACGCCAAGAAACAACCGUCGUCCCCAGGACCCUGUCAGAAAUCUACUCCUAUUAUUUUAAAAUGGCUCUGGUGGGCAGUGACUGUCCAGAAAAGCCAAGAGAAACCCUCAGGAUCGAGCAGGCUGUGAGCAACAGCAAGAAGAUAGUGGGCAGCCUGGGCAGACUGGCCUUCUACGGGCUGCUCAGGAAGAAACACGUGUUUUACGAGCAGGACAUGAAGGCACAUGGCAUCGACCUCUCCUCGCUGCAGAGCAGCCUGUGCACUCGCCUCUUGCUCAAGGAGGAGAUGCAGACCUCCACAGCCUAUUACUUCUCCCACUUAACCAUACAGGAGUUCCUGGCAGCUCUUUAUUACUACACGGCGGCCAAGCGGGCGAUAUUUGACCUCUUCACGGAGAGCGGGAUGUCCUGGCCCAAGCUGGGCUUCCUCAGCCACUUCAGGAGCGCCGUGCAGAGAUCGCUGCAGGCAGAGGACAGGCAGCUGGACGUCUUUGUUCGUUUCCUCUCCGGGCUCCUCUCCCCACAGGUGAACAAGCUGCUCUCCGGGUGGCUCCUGGUGAAGGACGAGCAGAACGGCUUCAGAAGCCAGGCGACCGCCUUCCUGCAGGGCUGCCUGAACACCGACUACGCCAUCUCCCUGCGCACGGUGAACACCGUGCGCUGCCUGCACGAAAUCCAGCACAUGGAGAUCCCCAAGGCUGUGGAGGAAGCCAUGAAGAGCCAGAGCCUGGCCGGGAUGCUCACCCCUGUGAACUGCUCUGCCCUGGCUUAUCUCCUGCAGGCCUCUGACGUCUGCAUGGAGGAGACAAACCUGUCCAACUGCCUCACCUACAACGUCUGUAAGAGCCUGCUCUCCCAGCUCCUCUUCUGCCACAACCUCAGGCUGGACAAUAAUCAGUUUAAGGACAAUGUGAUGGAGCUGCUGGGCAGUGUGCUGAGUGUGAAGGACUGCCAGAUCCAGAAGCUCAGCUUGGCAGAAAAUCAGAUCAGCAACAAGGGAGCCAAAGCACUGGCCAGGUCGCUGCUGGUGAACAGAAGCCUGAUGGCACUGGACCUGCGGAGCAACUCCAUCGGCCCCCCUGGAGCAAAGGCACUGGCUGAUGCACUGAAAAAGAACCAAAGCCUGCUCUCCCUGAACCUUCAGCACAACACCAUCAAGGAGGACGGUGCCACCUUCCUGGCCGAGGCCCUGCUGACCAACCACCGGCUGGUGACCCUGCACCUGCAGAAAAACGCCAUCGGAGCCCAGGGCGCCGGGAAAAUCGCGGAGGCGCUGAAGCAGAACUGCAGCCUGAGGGAGCUGACACUCUCCAGCAACUCAGUGGGAGACAACGGUUCCAUUGCCUUGGCCGAAGCUCUGAGGGUGAACCACAGUCUGCAAAGCCUUGAUCUCCAGAGCAACUCCAUCAGCAGCACAGGGGUCACAGCACUGACAGCAGCUCUCUGUUCCAACAAGGGACUCAUCAGCCUCAACCUUCGUGAGAACUCCAUCAGCAAGGAGGGGGGCCCUGCCAUCGCUCGCGCCCUGCGGACCAACAGCACCCUCAGGAGGCUGGACUUAGCAGCAAACCUGCUGUGUGAUGAAGGCGGCAAAGCCAUCGCUUUGGCCCUCAGAGAGAACCGGGCACUCACAUCCCUCCACUUGCAGUGGAAUUUCAUCCAGGCAAAAGCUGCCAUGGCCCUGGCACAAGCACUACAGUCCAACAGCAGCCUGGCCAGUCUCGACUUGCAGGAAAAUGCCAUCGGAGACGAGGGAAUGGCUGCCCUCUCUGAUGCACUGAAGGUCAACACGACCCUGGCAGAUCUCCACCUGCAAAUGGCUUCGGUUGGGACCGCUGGUGCCCAGGCCCUGGCAGAGGCUUUGAUGGUCAACAAGAGCCUGCAGAUCCUGGACUUGCGGGGGAACUCCAUCGGUGUGGCAGGGGCCAAGGCCAUGGCCAACGCCCUCAGGGUGAACAGCAGCCUCCGCCGCCUCAACCUGCAGGAAAACUCCCUGGGCAUGGACGGAGCCAUUUGCAUCGCCACCGCCCUGAAGGGCAACCACGGCCUCACCUACGUGAACCUGCAGGGGAAUCGGAUCGGCCAGUCGGGAGCCAAGAUGAUCUCCGACACCAUCCGGACAAACGCUCCCAACUGCGUCGUGGAUGUGUGAGGGUGCCUGGCUGCAGUGAGGAGUGUGGCCAGUGUGACCCCACAGGGAGCUGCUUGGUCCCCAUCUCAGGGAAGAGAGCUGGGGCAAGGAGAGCUCCUGAGCUCCCUGGCGUGGCCCAGGAGGACCAAGGGUGUCCAGAUCAGCAGUGCAGGAGGGUCGAGACUCGCUGGCGUUGAAAGCUGAGGGAUGUGUGCCUGUGUCCCUGUUCAUCCAGGCUCUGGGGGAGCUUCAAGGAAUGAGCAAAACACAAAAAGGAGGGAGGAGGGGGCAGACCCAACAUGCCAGACCUUGGUUUCGUGGGUGAUUUAUCUUCAGGCAGCAGCAACCCCUCCUGUGAUCUCCACAGGGUUACAGUGCUGUGCUUGGACCCUGACUCAGACAAGGUGCAUCCUGGACCUCUGCUCUGUCCCAGCCCAAGUCACUGUGGGCAAAUGUUGCAACACCCCCGAUGGGGCUCCAGGGCUCUGCUCCCAGUGCCAGCUCUUCUCUGUCUUCUGCUUCUGGCAGGGAUCCCAGAAGAACUGGGUGAAAAGCAGACAGGGCUCACAGCAGCCCCUUCUCACCUGGUUAAAUACAGCCUGGUCCUGCAGGCUCCCCUUGAAACGCCUUAAGGACACAGGAGGUUUGCUGAUUCCUUGCUUGGACGAGGGCAGUGCUGUGGACCUGGGCACUCACAGCAGGAUCCUGGGCUGUUGCUGUGCCCUCAGUAACAGGUUGGUGCUGAUCAGACAUGCCUGAAGGGUUUGGUAGAACUGUUCUCUAGUGAAGAGACGGGCAACUCAAGGCAUAGGAGCAGAACCAUCUAGAAAGACCUUUGGAAAUGAAAAGUCCUCAGGAAAAUGGGAGGAGUAGGAGGGUAAACGUGAGAGGACCAGCACUGCAGGAUGAGCUGUCUCCAGCACAGUGUCUAGGUGCUACACCAGGACUGCCUUAGCUCCCUGCCCCUCCAGCUCAGGCUGGAGUUCUUGGGUCUCCUGCUGUUGCCAUCAGUGACAAGUUCUGUGGCCUUGUCCCCCCCUUGUCCCCAUGUCCCAGCUGCAGGCAAGGUCUGCCCUAGCAGGUCACCUUUUGGGCAGGCUGCUGAAAGCAGAGGUGCCAGGUGAUGCCUUAGUGUGCAUGGCACAGUGGCUCUCCAGAAGGUGCCAGGUUUGCAGGAGAACCAGUAGCUGAACUAUGAACCUCCCAGAGCCCCCUCCAGCCACUGCCCCCCUCCCCACUCCACCCCAGCCAGAGCCCACUCUGAGACACACUGGCACACUCAGGGCAGUGACUGCUGCAGGGACCCCGGGGCUGACACCAGGAACGCUGGGCUGAGCUGUGGGUAUGGACAUACUUGGAAAUAAACUGGUUCCCAGAUGACAAGAUGCUUUGUGCAGCUUUCCCCUUGCAUUGCACGACACAGGGGGUGAGCUGUGCUCCACUGCCCGGCUGCAGAUCCUGAGCUGGAAGCUCAGUUCA